AUGCCCCGCACCGCACCAGACGAAUACCUCCAACGCGCCUACACCCUCUCCACCACCACCGAAGCCCGAACUCUCUACAACGAAUGGUCCACCGUAUAUGAUACAGACCUCACGAGCGCAGGAUACGCGUCGCCGCGACGGGCCGUAGAAACAGCCAUCGCUCAUCUCCCCGCAUCACAACCAACCCCGCUCAGAAUCCUAGACGCAGGCUGCGGAACCGGGCUCGUAGGAUCCUACCUCUCUACCUCCGCGCUCGCAAAUAAAUUCACCCUCGAUGGACUAGACCUUAGCGAGGGUAUGCUCUCCGUCGCGCGGAGCAAGAAUAUCUACUCGUCUCUUGAUGUAGCGAACCUGAACGAUGCGAUCCUUAAACCCGAUGGGAGCUAUGAUGUCGUGAUCUGUGUUGGGACGUUGACGGAAGGGCAUGUCGGACCGAAGGUUCUGGGGGAGUUCGUGAGGGUUGCUGUUGCGAAGACGGGGCUUGUUGUCGUCACGGUCCAUGAGAAGGUUUGGGAGAGUGGUGGGUUUAAGGGAGAGGUUGAGAGGUUGGAACGGGAGAGGAUUGUGGAUGUUGUUGCGGUUGAUGAGUUUGGGAUUUUGGAGGGUGAGAGGAAGGGCGGGUGGAUGGUUGUUUUGCGAAGGGUGUAG
Aspergillus calidoustus is the source of this 648-nucleotide messenger RNA. The record is from the annotation of a GenBank genome assembly. Lineage: Eukaryota; Fungi; Ascomycota; Eurotiomycetes; Eurotiales; Aspergillaceae.